Molecule: messenger RNA, 984 nt
Organism: Rangifer tarandus platyrhynchus (Svalbard reindeer)
Lineage: Eukaryota; Metazoa; Chordata; Mammalia; Artiodactyla; Cervidae
Source: the annotation of a GenBank genome assembly
AUGGCAGCCCUCGGGAGCUGGGCUCUAUGGAGCUUCUGCAGCCGUGGGUGGUCGCGGGCAGUGUCGGGCUGCAGGCUCCCCGGGCUUCGUAGCUCCUCGCCCAGGGGCCCCCUGGGUGCACGGCUCUUGUCCCAAGAGAAGCAGGCAACCGAAACGCACUUCGGGUUUGAGACUGUGUCGGAAGAGGAGAAGGGGGGCAAAGUCUAUCAGGUGUUUGAAAGUGUGGCCAAGAAGUAUGAUGUGAUGAAUGAUAUGAUGAGUCUUGGUAUCCAUCGAGUUUGGAAGGAUUUGCUGCUCUGGAAGAUGCGCCCGUUUCCUGGGACCCAGCUGCUGGAUGUUGCUGGAGGCACAGGUGACAUUGCAUUCCGGUUCCUUAAUUAUGUUCAGGCGCAGCAUCAGAGAAAGCAGAAGAAGCAGUUAAGGGCCCAACAAAAUUUAUCCUGGGAAGAAAUUGCCAGAAAGUACCAGAAUGAAGAGGAUUCCUUGGGUGGUUCUCGUGUCAUGGUCUGUGACAUCAACAAGGAAAUGCUAAAGAUUGGAAAACAGAAAGCCCAUGCUCAAGGAUACAAAGCUGGACUUGCCUGGAUAUUGGGAGAUGCAGAAGAACUGCCCUUCGACGAUGACAAGUUUGAUGUUUACACCAUUGCCUUCGGGAUCCGGAAUGUCACACACAUUGAUCAGGCACUACAGGAAGCCCAUCGGGUCCUGAAACCAGGAGGAAGGUUUCUCUGUCUGGAGUUCAGCCAAGUAAACAAUCCCCUUGUAUCCAGGCUCUAUGAUGUAUAUAGCUUCCAGGUCAUUCCUGUCCUGGGAGAACUCAUUGCAGGAGAUUGGAAGUCCUACCAGUACCUUGUGGAGAGUAUCCGGCAGUUCCCGUCUCAGGAGGAAUUCAAGGAGAUGAUAGAAGAUGCAGGUUUUCAGAAGGUGACUUAUGAAAAUCUCACAUCAGGCAUUGUAGCCAUUCAUUCUGGUUUCAAACUGUAA